Molecule: messenger RNA, 1392 nt
Organism: Nicotiana attenuata
Lineage: Eukaryota; Viridiplantae; Streptophyta; Magnoliopsida; Solanales; Solanaceae
Exons: 1
Coding region: 1-1392 (463 amino acids)
Source: RefSeq, a predicted model, not a curated record
AUGAGCAGCAGAAUCAAUGGCUCAUGGUCUAUCCUUGGUGACUUCAACACUAUUAUGGCUCCAGAGGAAAAGAAGGGUGGUACCCCGCACACUCUAAACAAAAGUGUUGAUUUCAUUACAUGCAUGGAUGACUGUGGAAUGUCAGAUCUUAGCUUUACAGGGAAUCCUUUUACAUGGUGUAAUGGCAGCAGGGGGAGGAAAAGAAUCAGCACAAGAUUAGAUAGGGUUCUUAUAAAUGAAGAGUGGGCAGAGAACUUUCAAACAAAUAGAGUUGACCACCAUGCCAAAUCAGGGUCGGAUCAUAGUCUCAUCACCUUUAAAUUUGGUAAUGAGAACCAUGAAGUAAUCAAAUACUUCAGGUUCCUUAAUUUCUGGACUAAGCAGAACGACUACAAUUCCUUAAUUGAAAGGAUCUGGAACAAGGAGGUCCAGGGAAACGACCAAUGGAUCCUUCAACAGAAAUUAAAAGCAGUAGCUAGGGGCCUCAGCAAAUGGUCCAAGGAUUCUAUUGGUGAUGUCUUCACUUCAGUCAAACAAUCUGAGCUGGAAAUGUGUAGGCUAGAGCAGCAAUAUGAGACUCAUAACACAGAUGCCAAUAGACAGAACCUAUACAAGGCCCAAGCAGAAUAUACUAGAUUGCUAAAGAUGCAAGAAUCCAUUCUCAAGCAAAAAUCCAGAAUCAAAUGGGCUGAAGAAGGUGACUCUAACUCCAAAUAUUUUCAUAGUAUGAUCAAGGAGAAAAAGAGGAGAGCACAUAUCCAUAGAAUCAAGGAUAAUCAUGGAACAUGGAUUGAAGGCAAUGAAGCUAUUGCAAAUGCUGUUAUUGAUCACUUCAGCAAUCUGUUCACUCACACCCAAAGUGACAACAAUCUGUCCAUUAUGGAAUGUAUUCAACCGAUGGUCACAGAGGAGGACAACCAUCUCAUGAACCAGAUUCCUCAAGAAGAAGAGAUUAGAAAUGCAGUGUUCUCUAUAGACCCCAACAGCUCUGCAGGCCUGGAUGGCUUUAAUGGUCACUUUUACCAAGCUUCAUGGGACACUAUUAAAAGGGAGGUUUGCAAGUUUGUUCAAAAUUGCUUUAAUGGCUAUAAUCUUUCCAGAUACUAUACUCAUACUAAUCCGGUCCUCAUUCCUAAAGUGCCCUCCCCUUCAUCUUUAUCUCAACGAAGGCCUAUAAGUCUUUGUAAUGUGUCAAACAAGAUUAUAUCCAAAAUUAUCAGUAUUAGGAUAGCUAAAAUCCUUCCUAAUCUAAUUUCUGAUAAUCAAUCAGGUUUUGUUAAAGGUAGACUAAUCACCGAAAACAUCCUUCUUGCUCAGGAACUUGUUCAUGGUAUCAAGAAGAACAAUCAAGGGGGAAACAUUGUCAUUAAGCUUGACAUGCCCAAAGCUUAG